Molecule: messenger RNA, 6858 nt
Organism: Chara braunii
Lineage: Eukaryota; Viridiplantae; Streptophyta; Charophyceae; Charales; Characeae
Source: the annotation of a GenBank genome assembly
AUUAGAAAGGCAGCAAAGUAAAAAGGGUUUGAACUUUGAAGUGUUAAGAAAGCACAACAAGGAAAAACUUCAAAAAAACUGUAGGAGAUAAAGAUUGGGAUUCUGAGCAACUAUUUGGGUUUCUUCUGCUUUCUUCUUCCUCCUUCCAACGGGGACUAGCUUACACCAUUCUAUGGCAUACAAAUAAUAGAAAAUGAAUCUAAAAUGUGAAAUCAUGUCAUGUUUCAUCCUCUCAUUGAACCAUGCAUGGAAAAUAGGAACCCUAGCACCAAAUCACCUCAUCUCCUCAGGGUAUCGACUGCUCUCAAGGGUGUGAUUCAAGUUCAGGUCGUAACAACAGAUGGUUAGGUUACUUGGGUACCAUCCUUAGCUGUUUAGAUGCUUUAGCAGCCAUUUCAUAUCCAUGUUAGUUUUGUGUGGCGCCAAGUUGUGACUUCCACAAAGUACCUGAUAUGUAAUUAUCUCAUCAGUCUUUUGUAGUUAUCAAAUAAAAUCCUGGGGCUUGUCGAGCAUCAGUGCUGGCUGGCUCAUCAUCAACUCGAGUGUGUCCCCAUCCUUCUCUUUACUUGUCUUCUCACCUGGAAUCCAUCAUCCAUUCUCCUCUGCUCUGCAAUCUCGGUCCGUUCCCACGAGUUCUGUGUUUGAACUCUCCGGGAUUCGAUCCCGUGACCUGUUUUGUUUGCUGUGUUUUCUUUGUGUGAGAGCUCAACUGGGCUUGAUCCUUAGGUCUGUUUGGAGUAGUCUCUGUAGGAAUACCACUAGGUCUCUCUGCUUUGUCCUUUCUGCCCUUGAGUUGCAGGUCGUUUCUGUCCUCCUAGGCUAUAGGCUGCCGUUCCAGGCUGUAGGCUGUGGAGUCAGGGAAACAACAGUCUACAAAAGUGUCGAGGGCAAGGAAAAGCGGGUUCUGUCUCGUCAUUUUUUCCUGCUGGAGGCCGCGUGCUGUUUGGGUGCUGCGUUAUUUCACUUGCGGCAUCAUCUUCAUUCUGUGAGGGCUGUCCUCCAUAGCUGGGGCUUCCUGGCUUGUGUUGUGACUGCACUGGGCAUCAUGCCCUGAGCACUGUGAGGCGCCUCCUCUUACCUGUGCUGUUGGGGAUAGGCAGGGUCGCCAAGGAAACCCUCAUUGCAAGUGUUUGUCGAAGUGGCAGCCAUCUCCUUCUUCAUUAAGCGCUGGUGUUCUUCUUCUUCGUCCUGGGAGCUACCCUGCCCUGUUGAGCGGACACUUCAUCUCCAUUGGGCAUCGAGUUUGGACUGCUGAGUGGCGUGGCGGGUUCAGGAGGGUUGGUGGCGCUUGAUGGGCUUGAUAGGUUGGGCGCAGGCCUGCGCCAUAGCUGUGACCUUGAGGUUGGGAGGAAGAAGAAGCCUCCCUUGUUGAAAAUCUCUUCUUAGUUGGUUUGUGGAUGUUAAUAACGUGGUUGGGAUUCUUGGAAAUAACAGUGCAUUGAUUGGCUGGAGGGAGCGGGAUAUUAAUGAGAAUUGAGCAAUUUCAAUUUUAUUUUGGGUUUAACCGUUUAAGUGCUUCCACUGUGUAUUCUCUCAUCCGGUGUGGUGUGAAUCCAAGAUCUCUUGUCGUUGCGCAUGUGUAUGGGAACAUGUGGAUGCCAUGCUGUAUCUCGUUUCAAUCAGGCACAUAACAGAGGGAUGCCCUUGCAUGCGAUCCCUGUCCCUCUAAUUGCAUGUAUGCCGCUUGCCCACUUUUUCUUUCUGCUUUCUUCCUUCUGCCCGCUCCACGGAUAAAGUGCAUGACAGCACAGCCCUGUAGAACAGUGUCAAAGCUGUGCUGGAAUGGUCGCAGUGCUGUGAUUGUGCUGAGCGGUCAUAAUGGGCUUGCCGCUCUGCACAAUGCUCAAAUGGUCACAGUGCUGCUCUGUAAGCGUGCCACGUCAGCAGUGCCACGUCAGCAACAGUGCCAUGUCAGCAACAGUGCCAUGUCAGCAACAGUGCCACGUCAGUCACAGUGCCACGUCAGCAGUGCCACGUCAGCAGUGCCACGUCAGCAGUGCCACAUCAGCAGUGCCACGUCAGCAACAGUGCCACGUAAGCAGYGCCACGUAAGCAACAGUGCCACAGUGCCACGUCAGCAGUGCCCUGCCACCAUGAUGGGCUCAGUUCUGGGCAUGCCAGGCCAACUGGCAAAUGAGUCCAUUGCCGAGUACCGACAGCGUUUUGAAACUCAGCUCGCACUAAUCGCGGCUGAGGAACAGCGCCAGCUGGCAGCCGAGGCUGUCCGCCUACAGGCUGAAGCGGCGGCAACAGCUGAGAAGCAGGGGUCCGAGUUGGCGAACCUCCAGCGGGCCGUACGGAGCCACAAGGCUCAGCACGAGGAUGCAGCACGGGCACUCAAUUCCCGUGUACAGGACUUGGAGCAAACUGCACCAAGACCGGAGGCUGGCAAGUCCAGCAGUGCACCCUCUGCCCGCCAACUGGAGGAACGAGUUGAUCACGUGGUCGCAAUGCUCGGCGACAUCAGUACCUUCGCUGCACCAGCCACCAUCAGCAAUCAGCUGGACACCUUGAAGACCGAGGUUCAGCAACUACAACAGCUGCCUAACAAGGAUAGCAACACCGUGCAGCACUACAAGAUGCCGACAUUCCAAAUCGAGAAGUUCGAUGAUUAUACGCAUCAAGACCCGGUCCUCUGGUGGGAGGGCUUUACAAUGCAACUUCGGAUUCUGUUCGUCGCCAAGCACGCGUACAUCGGCGCCCUGUUCCUCAACUCAAAAGGGCGGAUGCCAGAUCUUGUUGAGCCACCUGGCAACUGUCCACGGCGUGGCUGCUGUUCAGCCGCGAAGCAACAACAAGUCCCGAGGAAACGGGACGGUGAAAACCGCAUCGCCGGCCGAAAACGGACAGCCAGCACCAUGGGUCAAGUUUCACUUGACCGAGGCGGAAUACAAGUGGCACGGCCGCUACGGCUGCUGCUAUUGGUGCAACAGCACCAAGCACAAGACCUCCCAAUGCCCGGAUCAAGGCAAGGAGGAUGUUCGGCCUCGUAUCAACUCGGGAAACUGAGUUCCGCGGGAGGUGAGGCGACUCCGGCCGCCUUGCUAGUGGCCUCCUACGCAUCUGGGGAGGAUGCGAAUGUCGCAAGUCCUCGGUACACUUACGAGGAUUAUGCUGUCCACUUGGUCCCACCGUUGGACCAACCGCUCCACGUGCAACAAUCUACCGCAUGCACGGAUUCAUCACCAUCGACAACCGAUUCGGCAGCUUCGCCGCCAUCAAUUGCCGGGGAUUCAACGUCAUGGUCAAGACUUGAAGAGCUCGACCCGUUGACAUUUGCGGACUUCCAAUGGAUGCCCCUUCCUCGGUCCGGUCGAUUGCCAAAGCCGCAUUGCAACGUGCUCAGGGCACAAUUGCGGGAUUACUUGCACACUGUAGUACCAACUCCGUUGAUGGACGCCGGAGUAGAGGUUGUUGACCUUCACGCCUACAUUGCGAAGAUCGACCGCGAGUUCAAGACACAACGGUACGACGACAUCGACGCACCAUUGUUAUAUGUACGCAUUCAGAUCGGAGAGGCGACCUGCAGCGCUUUGAUCGAUUGCGGAGCAUCUCGCAACUACAUGAGCCAGGACUUUAUGGUACGCGUCGGCCGUGGCCCACGCGUCCGGGGGAAGGCCCAGCCUACGCAAGUCACGUUGGCAGACGGUCACACUCACAAGUCGAUAGACCGGUGCAUAGAUGACGUCCCCCUGUACUUUGCCCCGCAUGCAAGCGAGGCGGUGUCCUUCGAUAUAUUGGACGCCAAAUUCGACAUGAUCUUGGGCAUGUCAUGGCUGCGAAGCGAGGAUCACCCGAUGAACUUCUACCGCCGCACCGUUCACGUUCGUGAUCGGAACGGAGUACUAGUCCCAUGCACGGAAGCUCCUCCUCACCCUUCGAUCAGCUGCCACGUGGUGUCCGCCGCAAGCAUUCGAGCUUCCAUCAUCAGAGACGACAUCGAGGAGAUGGGGGUGUGCUCUCUCCAUCCCCUCCCGCCCCAUGACGCUUCAUCGACGGACUCAUCUUCGGACCCAUGCAUCACCAAGCUUCUCGACGCCUACGGCGACGUGUUCGAAGGCCCGCAUGGAGUAGUACCGGAUCGGCCCAUCCGCCACGAGAUCAUCCUCAAGGACGGGGCCGUACCUCCGCGCGGUUGCAUCUACCGAAUGAGCGAGGAAGAGUUAAGUGUGCUACGGGCACAACUCGAUGACCUUCUGGAGAAAGGCUGGAUUCGGCAUAGCUCAUCGCCAUACGGUGCUCCUGUUCUCUUCGUCCGGAAGAAGAACAAGGAUUUGCGGUUGUGCAUCGAUUAUCGCAAGCUCAACACGCAAACGAUCAGAAACGCCGGCCCUCUUCCACGCAUCGACGACCUUUCGAAUGACUGGGCGGCGCCAAGUUCUUCUCCAAGCUUGAUCUCAAGUCGGGAUAUCACCAACUCGAGAUUCGGCAGGAGGACCGCGUUUAAGACCCGGAGUUUGGACGAGCAUGUGGAACACUUGCGCACCGUUUUGGAGCGGCUACGACAAGCCAAGUACAAAGCCAACCACGACAAAUGCGAAUUCGCGCUGCAGGAGUUGGAGUACUUGGGACAUUUUUUGAUGCCGCAAGGCAUCUGUCCGCUUGCGGACAAGAUCGAGGCCCUCCACGUAUGGCCCGAGCCCACCAACACCACGGACGUUCGCUCAUUCAUGGGGUUGGCGGGCUACUAUCAGGGAUUCAUCACCGGAUACUCGAGGAUUGCCGCACCUAUGACAAGAUUACAAUCGCCAAAGGUGCCAUUCGUAUUCGAUGACGAUGCACGCCGGUCAUUCCAAGCACUCAAGACGGCCAUGCUCAUGGCACCCGUCCUUAGCAACUAUGACCCCACCCUGCCUACGAGAGUGACAACUGACGCUUCCGGCUAUGGCAUUGGGGCAGUCUUGGAACAACAAGACGGCGACGACUGGCACCCUGUGGAGUAUUUCAGCCACAAAGUGCCUUCCAUCAAUUCGCUUGAUGACGCAAGGAAGAAGGAGCUGCUCGCGUUCGUGAUGGCUCUCAAGCGAUGGCGACACUUCCUCCUUGGGCGUCGUAGGUUCACAUGGGUCACGGACAACAACCCAUUGACCUACUACAAGACGCAGGAUACGGUGAGCAGCACGAUCGGACGAUGGAUGUACUUCAUCGACCAAUUUGACUUCACACCGAAACAUCUCCCCGGCCUCUCCAAUCUCGCAGCAGAUGCACUCUCGCGAAGACCUGAUCUUUGCGCUAUGACACAUCAUGCCUUCGCAUUCGACGAGGAACUCCAGCAACACUUCAUCCGGGGCUAUGAGUCUGAUCCGGACUUCGCCACGUUGUAUGCGCAGCUAUCUUCGAAUCACCCGCCGACCAGCCACUAUCGCAUUGCCGACGGGUACUUGCUCCUCCACUCGAGAGGCAAGGACUUAUUGUGUGUCCCACGAGACCGACGUCUUCGGACUCGCUUUCUCGGGGAGUACCAUGACUCGCGACUCGUCGGCCAUUUCGAAGUCAACCGCACUAUUGCACGGCUUCGACAACGAUUCCGAUGGCCCGACCUCAUUACCGAUGUCACUGGGUAUUGCGACUCUUGCGAAGUUUGCCGACGAAGCAAGCCCCGCAAUCGCAGUCCCUACGGCGAGUUGCGCCCGAUGCCUAUCCCACAGGAACCCGGCCUCUCCAUUGCCAUGGAUGUCACCGGACCCUUUCCCCGCGAUCGCCUUGGGCACGGCGGCAUCCUCACGGUUGUGGACCGUUUGAGAGUCCGGCACGAAGAUGAAACCAAGUUGGGCUUGACAUCCACAGACGGAUGGGCAAACGGAGCGGGCACAUCAAACCGCUCAAAUGCUUUGUACGCUCAUCCGUCUGGACCAGAAGAUUGGGUUGACCGCCUCCCCGACAUCGAGUUCGCCUACAACACUUCGGUGCACCCGGCGAUCGGCGUGACUCCGUUCGAGUUGCACCACGGUGGACGGAAAGGCCGUAUCUUCGCCGACCUUCUCCUCCCACGACCAACCGACAUGGACGUCGCUUGCUCUCCCGCUUCCGUCCGGAAGUACAGGGAAUUGCUGACUCAAGCCCGCCGCGCGAAUAUGCAAAAGUCUCAAGUCCGCAUGCAGCAGCAAGCCAACAGGCGUCGCGUGCCAUGUCCCAUUCGCGCCGGUGAUCUGGUUUGGGUCUCUGCGGAAGAGUUUGCAUUGGAACAGGAUGUUUCACGCAAACUGCUUCCCAAGCGGUUUGGACCAUGGCCCGUAACAUCAGUCGCGGGCGAUGAGCCCGAUGACCCUUUAUUUGUGAUCAACAUCCCCCCGCAUCUGAUGGUCCAUCCAGUCUUUCACGACUCGAAGCUGGCAACAUACACACCAGCUAAGAGCGACGACUUCCUGGGCCGACGAUCGCAGGACCCUCCAUCUAUGGAUGGUCAUGAGGAAGUUGACCGCGUCAUCACGGAUCGCAAGUACGGCACUCUACUCAACGGGGGCCUUCCAGAUGCAGCGCCCACCAAUGUGAUGAAGAUGGUAUUCACCAUAGCCAGGAAGGGUGCAAGUGUUUUGGAGUUCCUACAGCCACCCUAUCGAAACACAGACCCCGCCAACCUCAACUUCAACUACAGGAGCCUCGCGAUUAUGCUGGGUGUCCAUUACUACGCGCACCUGCCCACUCGGAUGAACAGACCUUCCAGCUAUGUUGACGAGAACGGACACAUGAUUGAUCCCCCGACAUCAAUGGUCAUUAACGUGCCAAAAGUUGUGCAAAACGUACGGGAGAUAAUCGAUGAACAUUACAAGGCUAUGUGAGCACUGAGCAUCCUACAAGCAGUGCCCCCCAAAAAAAGGAAGACGAUGAAGGGAACUCUCUCCUGAGAAAUGGAACGAA